GUGAGUUCCUCUUCUUUCUGGCUCAAUCGAGUACACCAGAUGCCUAAAGCUGUUUUUGAGACAAGUUUCGAUGGUAAUUCAAAGCGACCUCGAAUAUUGUUCCUACUACAACUGAAUGGCAGAAAUGAGCGUCAGGUCAAGAGACUUCUGAAGGCGCUCUAUUCACCUUACCACUAUUACUAUAUUCAUGUCGAUCAACGUCAGCUUUAUAUGCUUACAGAGAUGAAAAUUGUCGCAGCGAAACUAGCAAAUGUAUUUGUCUCGCCAGAUGCUCAUAGCACUAUAUGGGGCGGUGCUUCUUUACUGACCAUGGUGCAAGAUGCUAUUCGCCGCUCUAUUUCCAUACCAUUGCUAUCAGAUUGGGACUAUCUUAUCAACUUAUCUGAAAGCGACUUUCCGGUCAUGACACUUGCUGAGUUUGAAGCACAGCUUCGCGCGAAUCCUGGAAAAUCAUAUAUGAGUAGUCAUGGCUAUAAC
This is a messenger RNA of Haemonchus placei, 477 nucleotides long. The record is from the annotation of a GenBank genome assembly. Lineage: Eukaryota; Metazoa; Nematoda; Chromadorea; Rhabditida; Trichostrongylidae.